Messenger RNA from Cheilinus undulatus (humphead wrasse), 4709 nucleotides. It is a transcript of the gene zfr2, whose product is annotated as zinc finger RNA binding protein 2. The transcript has 19 exons. NCBI's taxonomy places the organism in Eukaryota, Metazoa, Chordata, Actinopteri, Labriformes, Labridae. Bases 82 to 3198 code for a protein of 1038 amino acids. Gene Ontology annotation, cellular component: precatalytic spliceosome. The record is from RefSeq and is a predicted model, not a curated record. Gene Ontology annotation, molecular function: zinc ion binding; single-stranded RNA binding; double-stranded RNA binding.
AAAGCAGCGAACUAUCUUGACAGCUAGUUGCAAGGUUUCCACUGCUGUCUGCCAGGAGUGUACUGUACUGGGGAUGCCAAGAUGGCUGCAAGCAACUAUUUCGGCUUCACACAUGGUGCCGGUCCGCAGUACAGUACCCAGCCUCCCCCAGCCUACUCCCAUCCCUCCACAGCCAGUUACAGCGUCCAACAGGCUCCGGCUGUGGCUCAUGCUGUAACUGCAUCCUACUCUCCAGCUCCUGUCCAGGCAGCCCGGCCCGUGGUCUCUGCCCCUUACCCUGCCUACCAGAGCCACCAAGCACCCCCUGACUAUGCUUACAGGCAGCCAGAUCCCCCAGCACCCCCACAGCCUACCACUACCCCGCAGACGUACCAGGUAUACUCGGACACGGACAACUACAGCUACGGGCGCCCUGCAGCUGUGACUACCUAUGACAAUAAGCAGUACUACCAGACGAGUAUAGCAUCAGCUCAGAGGACCCCCACAGAGAACUACUACCAGACAGUUGGAGUAAAGAGUGCGUACAGUCCGGCCCCCUCCACCGUGUACAGCCAGCCUCCUCCCCCUCAGCGGCAGGUAACUGCCCUGAAACCUCUUGUUCCAUCCAGCUCUGUAUCUAGCAGCUACAACAUCUACCCAGUGUCUACCAGUGUCCAGCAGCCACCAACACCGAUUUCAUCAUACACCCUCGGCUCGUCCUUCGGCUCUACUGUUGCUGCUACAACAUACUCAGGCAUUAGCUACUCCACUUAUGAUUCAACCGGCUACACCUCCACAUCCACCCCCUCCUAUUACCAGCCGACCCAGCAGAGUCUCACUCAGUCGCAGCCUCCGCCUCAACAGCCACAGCAGCCACAACAACCUCAACCCCAGCCACCCAUCCAGCCCCCACCCAAGCAGCUCACUAGCUCUUCCUGGAGCAAUUCAGGCAGCAACAUGGUGACAGCUCCGGCCAUGAACACGUACAAAAAGCCAACGUUUCACCAGAACAAGCUGCAGAAGCCUAAAGGACCCCCAAAGCAGCCCCAGCUCCAUUACUGUGACAUUUGUAAGAUUAGCUGUGCAGGCCCUCAGACGUACCGGGAGCACCUUGAGGGCCAGAAACACAAGAAAAAGGAGGCAGCCCUAAAAUCUGGGGGCCAGUCUGGUGCCAGCAAUGGACCCAGAGGGGUUCAGACUCAGUUGUGCUGUGAGUUAUGUGACGUCUCCUGCACUGGAGUGGACGCCUAUGCUGCACACAUCCGUGGGGCCAAACACCAGAAGGUGGUGAAACUUCACACCAAGCUGGGGAAACCUAUACCUUCCACUGAGCCAGUGCUGGUGAAUUCUCCUCCAGUUGUCACAACUUCGACAGCUGGGAAACCUCCAGUCUCUACGUCCACUCCUGCCUCCGCAUCGACCACUACCACACCCACUGUGACCCUCAAACAGGCCACUUUGAAUACAACAGUCAAAACAGCGGCACCAGCCAAGAAACCAACUCCCUCCAAAAUAACUGUUAUUUCCAACAAGCCUGCCAGCACUCCAGCAGCUGCAGCUCCAGCAGCCGUCGUGGUGGCUGCUAAGGUGGAGGAGCCAAUGCAACAGUCGUCCCAGAAGAUGGAGCCUCAGAGUGAAGAUGAGGAUGGUGACAGAGCUGGAGGCCAGAGGGACAUCCAGCCUGUGGGACAUGACUAUGUAGAGGAGGUUCGUAAUGAUGACGGCAAAGUGAUCCGAUUCCACUGUAAACUGUGUGAGUGCAGCUUCAACGACCCCAAUGCUAAAGACAUGCAUCUGAAAGGGAGAAGACACAGACUGCAGUACAAAAAGAAAGUAAACCCAGAGCUCCCUGUUGAAAUAAAGCCCAGUAACAGGGCCAGGAAGCUGCAGGAAAGCAAGCUGAAGAAACAGAAGCAGAAGGCACAACUGAAGAGACAAAGAGACGAUGAGCAGCGCUGGCACAUGGAGAUGAGGCGUUAUGAGGAGGAUAUGUACUGGAGGAGGAUUGAGGAGGAGCAGAUGUACUGGGGGGACCAGAGACGCAGACUGGCUCCUCCACCUCUGAUGAGUCGGCCUGGUAUGCCGGUGCCCCCUCUACUGACAUGUGUGCGUCGACCAGACUCUCCCGAUGACCGUCACAUCAUGGCUAAACACUCGACCAUUUACCCUGUAGAGGAAGAGCUGCAGGCUGUUCAGAGGAUCGUCUCCCACUCUGAGAGGGCCCUCAAACUGGUAUCAGACUCCUUGCUGGAUAAGGAGACUCCAGUUGUUACCACAGCUGCUACUGAAGGAGGAGAGGAGAAAGGCUCAGAGAACUCGGGACGGCUGCUUAAAGGCGUCAUGCGGGUGGGGAUCCUCGCCAAAGGCCUACUGCUCCGUGGGGACAGAAAUGUUGAGCUCAUCCUGCUUACUGCAAAGAAACCCACGAUCUCUUUACUGAAAAACAUUGCAAAACAGCUGCCUAAGGAGCUGGAGACUUUUUCUGAAGAUCAGUAUGAGGUGCAGGCUCACCCCGAGGAGGCGAACAUCGUGAUAUUUUCAAGCAAGGAGCCCAAAAUGCAGGUGACCAUUUCUCUCACCUCGCCGCUGAUGAGGGAGGACACUGCUGCUGAGAAGGACAAGCAGGCAGGAGGAAAAGCGGCUGAGAAAGAUGUGGCUGAGAAGGAUCCUCCCGAUCUUCUGAAUAAGAAAAAAUGUCUGGAGUACCUGGCAGCUCUACGUCACGCCAAGUGGUUUCAGGCUCGUGCCAACGGGCUGCAGUCAUGUGUGAUCAUCAUUCGGGUGCUGAGAGAUUUAUGUCAGCGGGUUCCUACCUGGGGGAAGCUGCCUGGCUGGGCGAUGGAGCUGCUGGUGGAGAAGGUGAUCAGCAGUGCCACAGGUCCACUCAGCCCAGGCGAAGCCAUGCGCAGAGUCCUAGAGUGCAUCUCCACAGGAAUCCUGUUACAAGAUGGACCAGGGUUAAUGGACCCCUGUGAGAAAGAGCCUACAGAUGCUUUAGAAAGCAUGAUGCUUCAAGCCAGAGAGGACAUUACCGCCAGUGCACAGCAUGCUCUGCGGCUGCUAGCUUUCCGUCAGAUCCACAAAGUUCUGGGCAUGGAGUCUCUGCCGGCCUCCAAGGCCAGUGCUCGAAAUCGCAAGCGUCGACGGGAUGGCAGCGACACUGGCGAGGGGGAGGGAGAGGGCAAAAAAGACAAGAAGGAAGAAACAGAGAGUGGUUGACCUCUGCCUCCAGAGCGGAGGCGUUUACUAGUUUAGAGACUGGUAGAAUGUCACAUGUUAAAAUUUUCUUAUCUUGAAAACAAUCUUAACACGCAGCUAUAUACAUAUGAAUAUAACUGACCGUACAUGCUACAUGUCUGCUGUUGAAAUGAGAGGAAUAAUGUGUUGGAGAAAGUGACUGAAUAGUGAGAUUCUGGACUGCAAAUCCCCUCCCCUGGAUAGUAACUUGACUUUAUUGUGUGCAGAGAAUAUUGGCUCUGUAAAAAAUGAAAAUAACUGAUUGCACAUUUACUAUAGACCUUUAUCCCCAAUUUAUUCAAAAUAAUCAGGAAGCGGCAUAGUUUUUGUGGUAUAAAACCCUCUACACAAACCAACGGCACCCAUUUAUUUGCUGCUUUUCUCUUUAUAGAAGAGUCUGAACCCUGCAGCUCUUUAUUUCAACCAUCAGACAGUUCAGGACUGAAGAGAAUUUGUGCACGAUAUUUAUACACUGAAAUGUAUUGUUUUAGUUGUUUUAUUAAUAAGAAAUGGGGCUUCAUGCUUUGUGACUGUGAAAGAGAUCAGAGGAGACAGACUGUGUUUGGGAUUUACAUGCAUAAAGAUGUACUGUGAUGUUUAUAGUGCCUAAGACGACACAUAAAUGAUAAUUAGUGUGAUGCUUUGUGUGAACCUUGCAAAGGUUUUCCUGAACCCUUCUUCGCUUCCUCUACCAAAUUCUCCUGUAAAAAGUUUCCACAUUUAUUCCUAAUAUAUUUUAAAAACUUGAAGGGAAGUUGAAAGAGUUGUGAAAUCCAAAGGCUCUGCAUCCCACCUGAAAAAGGAAACACUAAAAUUACUUCCUCUUAAAUAAAACAGUUAGGUUCUUUAUAUGAAACGUUCAGACACUUUGCUUUAUGAAGCAUCUCCCCUAAGAUUAUUUUUGCAGAGGUCACACUGGAGCAUAAAUGUAUCUCUGAACAGAGAGAAGUCUUAUUUUGCAGUCUGUAGCAUGCUGAGGGAAUGAAGCACUUAAGAAAUGAUGAUAUUACUGUAUGCAGCCAUAAUUUUAUCAUUCAAAUAUUAAUAUUCCUAGUAAUCUUUUUUCUUCCAGAGUAAAGUUAGCAGAAGAGAGAAGCUUUAGUUCUAAACAUAAGACUGAAUAUCUACUGUAUUGAUUAAGUAGUCCUUUGACUUUCUUCCUUGUGCCUGCAUCAUGUUUGUGUGUUACAACAGAAUAAGAGGAACAUUAAUGAUUGAAUAUUGUCAUGAUUUUAUUACACAAAGAUGUGGGUCAGGGAAGGGACACGUUGCACAGCUCUUUUGGCUUAAAAGUGAGAGGCUUAUUGUGCAGUUUUUAGUUUAAAUUUUUCAUUUACCAAGAGCAUCAUAUAUAAAUACUGCUUAUUUUAUUUUUGAAGGAUGUUGCAAUCUGUUUUGUAUUGUUCAAACUGAAAGUGUGAGCGUUGCUGUCUUAUUAUUUGAAUGUCUUUGUAGUGUUGCCUAAAAUUAAGGGGAUAUAUUAAAACACUUUU